UUGUCUCUUUCUUCCCUCAGAGCAAAAAAACCAUCCAUCUGUUUCUCUCAAACCAGAGCCGCCGCCGCCUCCCUCUACCGCCGCCCCGACGCCUCGCAGUCGCCUCCGCCGCGGGGCGCCUGAUCCACUUCGCCUUCCGGGUGCCAGAGACGCCCCGUGCAGAUCCGGAUAAUGGCUCAUCGGGGCCACCUAGAUGGACGGAGUGCCCAAGCUCAAGGUCUGAUGCGCCAUGGUGCCUUCUCUGCAGCCAUCCUCUCUGGCCGCCAACAUUUGGAGCCUUCUCCUGCCACCACACUGGAAAUCCUGGAAGACAAGCUUGCCAUGCUGACUGCAGAGGCAGAAAAGCUCAUCAGGGAGAAUCAGCGAUUGUCAUCAAGCCAUCAGGUCUUAAGACAGGAUAUUAUUGAUACUGAGAAAGAAAUGCAAAUGAUCCGCACCCACCUAGGUGAUGUCCAGUUAGAUACGGAUAUGCAGAUAAGAGAUUUGGUGGAGAGAAUAAGAUUAAUGGAGGCAGACAUACAGGCUGGUGAUGCAGUGAAGAAAGAACUUCACCAAGUGCACAUGGAGGCAAAGAGACUUAUUACCGAAAGGCAGAUGCUUACUUCUGAGGUAGAGAUUGUGACUAAAGAAUUACAGAAGCUCUCUGGGAACAACACUAACCUUGCCGAAUUGCUUGCUGAGCUAGAUGGGCUAAGGAAAGAGCAUCACAGUCUAAGAUCUGCGUUUGAGUAUGAGAAAAAUACAAACGUCAAGCAAGUUGAGCAGAUGCGGACAAUGGAAAUGAACUUGAUAACCAUGACUAAAGAGGCUGACAAGUUGCGAUUUGAUGUGGCGAAUGCUGAAAACCGGGCACAUGCUGCACAAGUGACAGCUCCACAACCUGGGACAGCACAAGCUGCAGGGGCAUCAGCAGCCACAAAUCCAUAUGCAAGUGCAUAUACCAAUCAAGCUGCGGCAUACCAGCAAGGAAACCCCCAAGCUGUGGCAUACCAGCAACAGCAAGGAACCCCCCAAGCUGCAGCGUAUCAGCACGGAACCCCCCAAGCUGCGGCUUAUCAGCAAGGAACUCUCCAAGGUGGAGCAUAUCAGCAAGGAACCCCGGCUGGAACAUAUGCGUACCCAACAGCAUUUGAUACUGCUAACGCUUACCAGCCGCAUGCUGCGCAGGCUAGUGCAUAUGCAGGCUAUUCUGGCUAUCCUGUUGCAGGUUAUGCACAACCCAGCUAUCCUGGCACAUACGCUGCACCUCAGCACCCAGUAACUAGUGGCACAGCCACUGAUGUCACAUGCACAUACGGUGCGGUUGGUAGCGCAGGAUAUCCUGCUGGGGUGGUUCAGCCAAGCACUGGAGCUGCUAACGCGGGACAAGCACCGCCAGCCCCGCCAGCUCCUUAUCCCGCAACGUAUGAUCCAACCAGAGGAGCCCAGAGGUGAAAUCCGGGUUGUAACCUGAAUGUUAGACAUAUACCAUGAACAUUUUAUCGAACAAUGUCGCGGUUCUUGUUUCCCCUAUGUACAUUCUUCUCACAUAGCUUUGUGAACACCGUUGUGUCUCUGAGAACUUGUUGUACGGUUAAUUGUAGUUUGUGGUUUGGGGCUUGAUUAAUGGGCGAAAUUGUUAGUUAAUUUUUGUCAUUCCAGUGUUUGGAAAUGUAUAUAUUGAUCGUGCUUCUUGUA
Molecule: messenger RNA, 1677 nt
Organism: Brachypodium distachyon (stiff brome)
Lineage: Eukaryota; Viridiplantae; Streptophyta; Magnoliopsida; Poales; Poaceae
Product: protein FLX-like 1
Exons: 4
Coding region: 172-1434 (420 amino acids)
Source: RefSeq, a predicted model, not a curated record